AACUUAUGACGUACAACUCAAGGUAUGAAAAAUGGCGGACUUGUGUAGUGAGUUUGGCGAUUUAGUUAAAAUAAAAAAACAGCUGAUCUCUGUGAUAUCGCUUUGUAAAGAAAGAGGACUUGUACAUAGCGUGAAAUGGGCUUCAGAGUUGGCAUUUGCCCUGGACCCCCUUCCCAAGAAUGAAUUACCUCCACCGGCAGCUUUUACUGAGGAGGAUGCUCAGGACCUGGAUGCUCUUGGCCUGGCCAAGUCCUACUUUGACCUGAAAGAGUAUGACCGCGCUGCCUACUUCCUUCGGGGCUGCCGCAGCCAGAAAGCAUACUUCCUGUACAUGUACUCUCGCUAUCUGUCUGGAGAAAAGAAGAAAGAUGAUGAGACGGUGGACAGCCUUGGGCCUCUGGAGAAAGGUCAGGUGCGUAAUGAGGCUCUGCGGGAGCUGAGGGUGGAGCUGAGUAAGAAGCACAGUGCUGGAGAGCUGGAUGGAUUCGCUCUGUACCUGUAUGGGGUGGUGCUGCGGAAGCUGGAUCUACUGAAGGAGGCGGUAGAUGUGUUUGUGGAGGCGACCCAUGCCUUACCUCUACACUGGGGAGCAUGGUUGGAACUCUGUAACCUCAUCACCAACAUUGACAUGCUGAAGUCCCUGUCUCUGCCAGACUGCUGGAUCAGAGACUUCUUCAUGGCCCACAUGUACACAGAGCUGCAGAUGAUCAAAGAGGCCCUGCAGAAAUACCAGAGUCUGAUUGAGUCCGGCUUCUCCAAGAGCACGUAUAUCGUCUCACAGAUCGCUGUGGCCUACCACAACAUCCGAGAUAUUGACCAGGCUCUGGCUCUGUUCAAUGAGUUGCGGGAGCAGGAUCCCUUUCGCAUUGAGAACAUGGACACGUUCUCCAACCUGCUAUACGUCCGGAGCAUGAAGCCAGAGCUCAGCUAUCUGGCCCACAACCUGGUGGAGAUUGACAAGUACAGGGUAGAAACCUGCUGUGUCAUCGGUAACUACUACAGUUUGCGGUCGCAGCAUGAAAAGGCAGCGCUGUACUUCCAGAGGGCUCUGAAGCUGAACCCUCGCUGCCUGGGGGCCUGGACUCUGAUGGGCCACGAGUACAUGGAGAUGAAGAACACCUCCGCUGCCAUCCAGGCCUACAGGCAUGCUAUAGAAGUGAACAAGCGAGACUACCGUGCCUGGUAUGGUCUGGGACAGACCUAUGAGAUCCUCAAGAUGCCCUUCUACUGCCUGUACUACUAUCGAAAGGCCCACCAGCUCAGGCCCAAUGACUCUCGUAUGCUGGUUGCUUUGGGAGAGAGCUACGAGAAACUCUCACAACAUGUGGAGGCCAAGAAGUGUUACUGGAGGGCUUACUCUGUGGGGGACGUGGAGAGGAUGGCCCUACUGAAACUGGCAAAACUUCACGAGCAGCUUAAUGAGGCUGACGAUGCGGCCCAGUGUUACAUCAUCUACAUCCAAGACAUCUUCUCCUGUGGGGAGCAGCUGGAGCAUGCAGAGGUGAGCACGGCGCUGCGUUACCUUGGCCAGUACUACUUCAAGAACAAGCUUUACGACGAGGCUUCACUGUGUGCACAACGCUGCUGUGACUACAACGACGCUCGUGAGGAAGGGAAGGCUCUGCUCAGACAGAUCUCCCAGGUCAGAGACCAGAUGGAGGCCUCAUCCACAGACCUGUUUGGACCGCUGUCCUCCAACAACAACACCCCUGUUAGGAGGGUGUCCCCCCUCGACCUGUCGUCCUUCACCCCCUGACACACAACCCUCGACCUGUCGUCCUUCACCCCCUGACACACACCCCUCGACCUGUCGUCCUUCACCCCCUGACACACACCCCUCGACCUGUCGUCCUUCACCCCCUGACACACACCCCUCGACCUGUCCUCCUUCACCACCCCACUGGCUAGCUGAAAGCUCUACUUCACUUUGACUCUAAUAGGACAACCUCAUCUCAGCCUUAUCCUGUUGGCUCCGUAUCCAGUUAUGGUGAAUUAGUACUUAAUGCCAUAUCGAGGGAGACUCAUCGAAGAGAUUGCUGUUCGUAAAUGUCAAGUCUUAUACAUAAUGUAAAUAUUUUCUGUGUAUGUUUACAUGUAGUCGGCAGUGCAGGAGUUGCCACCCUACUUUUGAAUAUGAAAGAAUUAUCUGAACCAUUGAAUCUGGAGUGUCAUUGGAUCAAUGGAAACUGCAUGCUCAUGUUACUUUAAGAAUAAAUUGAUUUCUUACAAGA
This is a messenger RNA of Coregonus clupeaformis (lake whitefish), 2231 nucleotides long. It is a transcript of the gene cdc23, whose product is annotated as CDC23 (cell division cycle 23, yeast, homolog). The transcript has 16 exons. The coding region runs from base 32 to 1756 and encodes 574 amino acids. Gene Ontology annotation, biological process: cell division. Lineage: Eukaryota; Metazoa; Chordata; Actinopteri; Salmoniformes; Salmonidae. The record is from RefSeq and is a predicted model, not a curated record. Gene Ontology annotation, cellular component: anaphase-promoting complex. Gene Ontology annotation, molecular function: protein binding.